Messenger RNA from Puma concolor (puma), 1503 nucleotides. It is a transcript of the gene SLC17A5, whose product is annotated as solute carrier family 17 member 5. Gene Ontology annotation, molecular function: transmembrane transporter activity. Lineage: Eukaryota; Metazoa; Chordata; Mammalia; Carnivora; Felidae. Gene Ontology annotation, biological process: monoatomic anion transport; transmembrane transport. Gene Ontology annotation, cellular component: apical plasma membrane. The record is from RefSeq and is a predicted model, not a curated record.
CUCCUCGGAGGCGUCAUGAGGUCCCCGGUUCGGGGCCUGGCCUCCAGCGAUGGCGAGGAGGGCUCAGAUAGGACGCCCUUGCUGCAGAGCACCCCGCGGGUGGAAGCCGCUCCAGUGUGCGGCUCUGCUCGUUAUAACUUAGCAGUGUUGGCGUUUUUUGGUUUCUUCGUUCUCUAUGCAUUACGGGUGAAUCUGAGCGUGGCAUUGGUGGAUAUGAUAGAUUCAAAUACGACUUUAGCAGAUAAUAAAACUUCCAAGGAGUGUGCAGAGCAUUCUGCUCCCAUAAAAGUUCUUCAUAAUCAAACGGGUAAAAGGUACCAGUGGGAUGCAGAAACACAAGGAUGGAUUCUCGGUUCUUUUUUUUAUGGCUACAUCAUCACCCAGAUUCCUGGAGGAUAUAUUGCCAGCAAAGUGGGCGGGAAACUGCUGCUAGGAUUUGGGAUCCUUGGCACAGCCAUCUUCACCCUGUUCACUCCUGUUGCUGCAGAUUUUGGAGUUGGAGCCCUCAUUGUACUCAGGGCCCUAGAAGGACUAGGAGAGGGUGUUACAUUUCCAGCUAUGCAUGCCAUGUGGUCUUCUUGGGCUCCCCCUCUUGAACGAAGCAAGCUUCUUAGCAUUUCAUAUGCGGGAGCACAGCUUGGGACAGUAAUUUCUCUUCCUCUUUCUGGAAUAAUUUGCUUCUAUAUGAAUUGGACUUAUGUCUUCUACCUUUUUGGUAUAGUUGGCAUCAUUUGGUUUAUUUUAUGGAUCUUGUUAGUUAGUGAUAAGCCUGAAACUCACAAGGCAAUCUCCCGCCAUGAAAAAGAAUAUAUUCUUUCAUCAUUAAAAAAUCAGCUCUCUUCACAGAAGUCAGUGCCAUGGGUACCCAUGCUAAAAUCACUACCUCUUUGGGCUAUUGUAGUUGCACAUUUUUCUUACAACUGGACAUUUUAUACUUUAUUGACGUUAUUGCCUACUUAUAUGAAGGAGAUCCUAAGGUUCAAUGUUCAAGAGAAUGGGCUUCUAUCUGCACUGCCUUAUUUUGGCUGUUGGUUAUGUAUGAUCCUAUCUGGUCAAGCUGCUGACAAUUUAAGGGCAAAAUGGAAUUUUUCAACUAUAUGUGUCCGAAGAGUGUUUAGCCUUAUAGGAAUGAUUGGACCUGCAGUAUUCCUGGUAGCCGCUGGAUUUAUAGGUUGUGAUUAUUCUUUGGCCGUUGCAUUCUUAACCAUAUCAACAACACUGGGAGGCUUUUGCUCUUCUGGAUUUAGCAUCAACCAUCUGGAUAUUGCACCUUCGUAUGCUGGUAUCCUCCUGGGCAUCACAAAUACAUUUGCCACUAUUCCAGGAAUGGUUGGACCUGUCAUUGCUAAAAGUCUGACCCCUGAUAACACGAUUAGAGAAUGGCAAACCGUUUUCUAUAUCGCUGCUGCUAUUAAUGUGUUUGGUGCCAUUUUCUUCACGCUAUUCGGCAAAGGUGAAGUGCAAAGCUGGGCUCUCAACGAUCAACAUGGACACAGAAACUGA